This is a messenger RNA of Trichoderma reesei QM6a, 1119 nucleotides long. RefSeq lists its product as uncharacterized. Lineage: Eukaryota; Fungi; Ascomycota; Sordariomycetes; Hypocreales; Hypocreaceae. The transcript is spliced from 2 exons. The record is from RefSeq and is a predicted model, not a curated record. The coding region runs from base 1 to 1119 and encodes 372 amino acids.
AUGAGACUCUCACGCACACCAAAGGACAAGUACAUCCUGCGAGUCACGGCGGGGCCCAGCUACGACGAGGGCACGCACGUCGAGGUGCCGGUGAACGAGGCCGCGCCGGUGCGCAUCAAGAGCGACCUCGCCGACAUUGAGCUCAACGUGCGGAUACAGGACUACAAGGGCUUGCCGCGUGGCUCACCGUCGACGUCGCCCUACUUUUCCACGGAGCCGCAUGCGAGCAAUCAGGACCAGUAUAGCAUCGCAUUCCGGUUUACGCCGCUUAAGCCGGCUGGGGCAUCAGAAGAUGAUGGAGGAGAUGAUGCGGGUGGUGGUGCCGCCUCGGGGAUCAGAGCCGCAGACUUGCAGUUUGGCAAUGACUUUGAUCGGCCCAUCAGGGACAAGCUGCCGCCGGGCUUCAACUAUGCGAUGAACAUUGUCAAGUGGUGGAUCGAUCCGGGUCUCGAGGGCGAUGCCUACGCGGACAAGCCCUAUCUGUACGGGCCGGCCCUGAGCUCCUUCAACGUCGUGUCUGUCGGCCCGGGAGAGUUUGACGAGUCCAAGGGCGGGCUGUGGUUCGAGGAGGGAGGAGACGAAAGGGGGCAAAAGGUGCGCGAGAUGAACGGCGUGCCCAAGGAGAGCAAGCCGAGGAUGAAGUGGGCCUUGUCGGACGCGAACAAGGAGAAAUGGACGUGGGAUUACGGCCAGACGUACGGCAUUGACUUUUUCAACCCGUAUCUCGACUUUGCCAACAUGGCGAUUCGGUUGCCGGGGUUUCAGCUCUCGGUUGCAAAGUAUCUUGGUGCCGAGGCUUUGAAAAAUGAUGGACGGCUUGCGCAUCAGCUGAGAUAUGUUCUUCGGAACAAGGUUACUGGAGAUACCUAUCUGGUGAUUACCUUUGCGCUGUAUUUGGAAGAGUCUAUCCAUGAAGAUGGGACAGUCAAGACUGCAAAUGGAACAAAUGGUACCACCAAUGGUCAUACCAACGGCCACACCAACGGCCACACCAACGGCCAUGCUCACGGUCAUACCGAUGGUACGACGAAUGGGAAACUAGAGGAUACACAUGAGAGUAGCGGCACUGCAAAUGGCAGCGGAGGAGGAGGAGGUACAGACGAGGAUGGUGUGGAUUAG